Messenger RNA from Colletotrichum lupini, 1161 nucleotides. Its product is annotated as plasma membrane iron permease. Bases 1 to 1161 code for a protein of 386 amino acids. NCBI's taxonomy places the organism in Eukaryota, Fungi, Ascomycota, Sordariomycetes, Glomerellales, Glomerellaceae. Gene Ontology annotation, biological process: iron ion transmembrane transport. The record is from RefSeq and is a predicted model, not a curated record. The transcript has 5 exons. Gene Ontology annotation, cellular component: high-affinity iron permease complex; plasma membrane. Gene Ontology annotation, molecular function: ferrous iron transmembrane transporter activity.
AUGAUCAUCGCAAACUUCAUCCAACAGGUUCACACUGAUCCCAUCAUCACGAGCAAGAUGGCCGUCAACGUAUUUUCGGUCCCCGUCUUCCUCGUCGUUUUCCGCGAGUCCUUGGAGACUGGCAUCAUUGUCUCUGUUCUCCUCGCUUUCUUGAAGCAGACCCUCGGAGGCCCCGGACGCGAUGUCACUGUCUACAAGGCUCUUCGUAAACAGGUCUGGAUGGGAACCGCCCUCGGCCUCACCCUCUGCAUCAUAGUCGCGGCCGCUAUCAUCGGUGUCUUCUACGGAGUCGGUCGAGACAGCUGGCAAGCGCACGAAUACUACUACGAAGGCUCGUUUGCUCUUUUCGCAUCCAUCAUUAUCACGCUCAUGGGAGUUGCUCUCCUUCGAGUUGGCAAGCUGCAAGACAAAUGGCGCGCCAAACUUGCCAAGGCCAUGGAGCCCCAAGCAAAGACAACGACCUCGACGUUUGGCUCUCGGUUCAAGCGGAACCAGGAGAAAUACGUCAUGUUCUUCCUACCCCUCAUCACUAUUUUGCGAGAGGGAAUUGAGAUGAUCGUUUUUAUCUUUGGCGUCACUUUCGCAGCACCUGCUACUGCCGUACCCCUCCCGGUCGUGGUUGGUUUGAUCGUUGGUGUUUUUGCGAGCUACCUCCUCUACAAGAGCGGAUCUACUUCCAAGAUUCAAAUCUUCCUCGUCGCCUCUACCUGCUUGCUCUACAUCGUCGCUGCUGGUCUGUUUUCGCGCGCCGUGUGGUUCUUCGAAGCACAGGAAUGGAACACAGCCGUCGGUGGUGAUGCGGCUGAGGUUGGCGCAGGUCCUGGAUCCUACGAUAUCGACAGAAGCGUUUGGCACGUUAACUGCUGCAGCCCUCAGUUGAACGGUGGCGGUGGCUGGGGUCUCCUGAAUGCCAUUUUCGGCUGGAACAACUCUGCCACCUACGGAUCUGUCAUCUCGUAUAAUGUCUACUGGAUCUUUGUCAUUUGCUGGCUUGUGCUUCUGAGAUUCCACGAAGUCAAUGGUCACUGGCCCCUCAUGAAGCCAAAGACUGCUGGCAAGGUCGAGUCCGCUGAGGAAAUGCCAGGAACAUCUACGCCUACUGAACACUCUGUCAACGAACCCAAGAAGGAUAUGUCAACCACUACAAGCGCACUGAAAUAA